AUGACUGUAGCACGGAGCGCAGCUCUCAAGCUCGACUGGGCGAAAGUGUUUACAUCCCUCGGACUCCGGGGCCAGACCGCUGCCUCCCUCGCCGCCUUCAAGAAGCGCAACGAUGACGCCCGCCGCAAGGUGCAGGUUCUCUCCGACCAGCCCCAAACGGUCGACUUCGCGCACUACCGCAGCGUGCUGAAGAACCAGGCCAUUGUCGACGAGAUCGAGAAGCACUUCAAGUCGUUCACUCCCUCCACUUUCGAUGUCAACAGACAGCUCAAGGCCAUCGAGGCAUUCGAGGCUCAGGCGAUGAAGGGCGCGGAGGAGACGAAGGACAAGGUUGAACUUGAAUUGCAGAGUCUCGAGAAGACGUUGGCGAAUAUCGAGACGGCUAGGCCGUUUGAGGAUCUUACGGUCGACGAUAUCAGCAAGGCUCGACCGGAUAUCAUCGAGAAGACCUCCCAGUUGGUCUCCAAGGGCAAAUGGAUGCCACCCGGAUACAAGGAACGAUUCGGGGACAUUUCCUUCAUGUGA
Messenger RNA from Paracoccidioides brasiliensis Pb18, 525 nucleotides. RefSeq names its product ATP synthase subunit D, mitochondrial. The record is from RefSeq and is a predicted model, not a curated record. Gene Ontology annotation, biological process: proton motive force-driven ATP synthesis. Bases 1 to 525 code for a protein of 174 amino acids. Gene Ontology annotation, molecular function: proton transmembrane transporter activity. The transcript is spliced from 4 exons.